Formica exsecta is the source of this 1087-nucleotide messenger RNA. Its product is annotated as transmembrane protein 70 homolog, mitochondrial. The transcript is spliced from 3 exons. Gene Ontology annotation, cellular component: mitochondrial membrane. NCBI's taxonomy places the organism in Eukaryota, Metazoa, Arthropoda, Insecta, Hymenoptera, Formicidae. The coding region runs from base 139 to 840 and encodes 233 amino acids. Gene Ontology annotation, biological process: mitochondrial proton-transporting ATP synthase complex assembly. The record is from RefSeq and is a predicted model, not a curated record.
AUCUCAAUCUUCAAUGCGUAGUCUGAUACGGGCUUAAUACUGUUGAUCCUAUCGAAUAAUGAAGUUUGUUGAUAGAUAUGACAUACAAAAGUUGUAAAAUAUUAUUUAUAUAAAUACGUUUCUAUAUAUUUUUUGAAUAUGGCAUUAAUUUUAAGUGUUUGUGCUCAAAAAAGACUUUUCAUUGAAAAUUUCAGUAAUUUCAGACGCGCUCUAAUCGAUAUCAUGUAUAACGGUUGCACCGUUGAGAAGUAUUCCACGGCGUAUAAUGUCAAGUAUUUUUCAACAAAGAAUUAUCAGGAAACUUCUACUAAAAAAACCGAAAUUUAUUAUGGAAUUUUAACAAGACAAAUUAGAGCUCUCAAAAUUUUUUCUCUAUUGACAUCCACUGGUGGUUUAUUGGCUCAGCCAUUUCUUUAUUCAAAAGCCAUUGAAAGUGGUAAUACAGGAGCGGUUUUAGGAAUAUUUGCAUUUAUUGGAUUUUUGACUGUAACUACUCCUUUAUUAAUACAUAUAAUAACAAGAAAAUAUGUAACGCACUUGUAUUACGAUGCAAAAGAAGAUAAAUAUAUUGCAAAAACUUAUAGUCUAUUUGUUCAGACAAAAGAGCUUGUAUUUACGCCAGACGAUGUAGUAGUACCAGAUGUGACUGGCAUGUUCACAAGUUGUAUUAUAAAAGGUAUUCCUUUAUUUUUAGAACAAAAGUUUUUCCAUGAUUCUACUCACUAUAUACGAAUAAUGGGAUAUGAUAAGCCAGUAGAUUUUAAAUUAAGCAAUAAGAACACUCUUAAUCAGACCAUUACAAUGGACACUGAAUAUAAAGGUCAUAUAAAUAAAAAAUAAUUCUGACAUUUGAACAAACAUUAUUUAUUCCUUAGAUUUUUCCUUAGAUAUAUAUUAUUUAUUCUUCAGAUUUUUUGCAUGAAAAAUUUAUACAUAACUAAAUAUUCUGUUACAACCUGUUAAUUAAAAAGUAUUUACAUUGCAAUGUUAUAUCGAAAUUGUAUACUGAAAAAUACAGAGAAUAUCAGAAUAGUUAUAAUGCAAGACAUUUUCAAAUUUAUCAGUGUCAGAAAUAAACUAAAUCAGA